GUAAGUUGAUUGGAAUUGAAGUUCAGAAACCAUAUACAUUUAUAACACAGAAGAAAAGAUAAUGUACUUCAGCCUUGACCUACAUUGAAUCCAUCCUUUCCCUUCAUUUCGUUUGCCCAUUUUGUUUAGCUAGCCCUCCGAUGAGAAUUCAUCAGUGUUCAUGGCUUUUCUUAAUACCCUUUUGCUUGAUAUUACUUGGCGUGGAGUUACAUGUCGUCUCUGGUCAAUGCCUUAGCGAUCAGAAAUCUUUGUUGCUUCAACUGAAAAGCAACCUUAAGUUCAACGCCAAUAAUUCGAAGAAGUUGGUCACAUGGAGUCAAAAUUCAGAUUGCAGUGCUUGGAAAGGUGUAACUUUUGAUGGAAAGGGACUUGUCACUGGUCUUAAUUUGAGUUUUGAGUGGAUAUCUGGUGGAAUCGACAAUUCCACUCUCUUUCAUCUGCAACAUCUCAAGAGCCUGGAUUUAUCAUGGAACAAUUUCCUGUCUUCCAUUCCAGAUGAGAUUGGUAACCUCAUAACUUUAAGUUAUCUAAAUUUGUCGAACGCUGGCUUUGGGCAAGUCCCGAUUACCAUAUCACGCUUGACAAACUUGGUCACCCUUGAUAUCUCAUCUCUACUGUAUUCAUGGAAACUUGAGAACACAGAUUUGGGGAUGUUGGUUCAGAACCUUUCCAAGCUCGAAGAGUUAUAUGUUGAUGGUGUGAAUAUAUCAGCACCUGGGAGUGAGUGGUGCAAGGCUUUGUCAUCUUCUGUGCCUAAACUGCGAGUCUUGAGCUUGUGGAACUGCCAUCUUUCUGGCCCUCUUCAUGAAUCGCUUGGGAGUCUUCACUCUUUGUCAGUGAUUCGCCUUGAUUAUAAUAAUUUGUAUUCUAUGGUUCCAGCAUCCUUUGCAAAUUUCUCAAAUCUUACUUCCUUGACUCUCGCCAUGUGUGAAUUGUAUGGGAAUUUUCCUGAACAGAUUUUUCGGAUACCAACCUUACAGAAUAUUGACGUGUCAAUGAAUACGUUACUUCAUGGUUUUUUGCCAGACUUUCCCAAAAAUAAUUCUCUUGAGAGACUGGUGACACAUUCCACUAAAUUUUCAGGGGGAUUACCAACAUCCAUCGGUAACCUUCAGAAGUUGUCUAUGUUAGACAUUAGGACAUGCAAUUUUAGUGGACCACUUCCAAGUUCAAUGGGAAAGCUCAACCAACUGGUGUACUUGGAUUUAUCUCUGAACAAAUUGACCGGUCCAAUCCCAUCUUUUAAUAUGGCCAAGAACCUCACAAAAAUAGAUCUAUCUUAUAAUAUGAUUACGGGUGAAACUCCAUACGCUCAUUGGGAAGGCCUUCUAAAGCUGGUUGAUGUGAACUUGCAGCAUAAUUCUCUUGGCGGGACUAUUCCCGUUGCAUUGUUUGCACUUCCAUUAGUGCAAAAGAUUCAGCUUUCCUUCAACAAUUUUAGGGGUCAAGUUCCUGGUUUUCCAAAUCCUAGUUCCUCACUGUUGGAUACUCUUGAUUUGAGCAACAAUAUUCUCGAAGGGCAUCUUCCGAAGUCCAUCUUCGAACUCAAAAAACUUCAUACUCUAUCACUGUCCUCGAACAAAUUCAACGGCACCAUGCAAUUUGAUGUGAUUCAGAGACUCAGCAAUCUCACUUCACUUGACCUUUCUUACAACAACUUGUCAGUCAGUGCAAGCGGUAAAUUCUCUACAUUGCUUUCCUUUCCACAAGUUGUCAUAUUAAGGCUUGUUUCUUGUAAAUUGACCACUUUUCCUGAUCUAAAGAAUCAAUCAGAAUUAGCCAUUUUGGACCUCUCAGACAACCAACUUCACGGGGAAAUACCUAAUUGGAUUUGGGGACUUGACAGUCUUAUGUAUCUGAAUCUUUCCCAUAAUUAUCUAAUGAGCCUGCAAGAGCCUUAUGCUCCUUCUCCUAUUAUCUUUAUCCUUGACCUACAUUCCAACCAGCUUCGUGGGAAGAUUCCCCUUCUACCCCCAGCUUGUACCUACAUAGAUUUGUCUAUCAAUAACUUUACUUCCUCUAUUCCCGUAGACAUUGGCAACCAUCUUAAUAAAACUUAUUUCUUCUCCAUUUCAAAGAACCAUCUUACAGGUAUUAUGCCAGAAUCUAUAUGUGAUGCACCCUCUCUUCGAGUGCUUGACUUAUCUUACAACAACUUAUACAGAGAAAUACCUGAAUGUCUGUAUGUAAUGACUCAAACUCUCGAGGUGCUGAAUCUACGAAGGAACUCCUUAGGAGGCUCAAUUCCCAACGCCUUUCCGGUUAAUUGUUCUUUAGAGACCCUAGAUCUCAAUGGGAAUUCAAUAGAAGGGCAUAUUCCAAAUUCUCUAUCUUCUUGCACCAAAUUAGAGGUCUUGGACUUUGGGAACAAUUACUUUACUGGUGAGUUUCCAUGCUUGUUAAAGAACAUAUCCACAUUGCGAGUCCUUGUUCUGCAAUCCAACAAAUUUUAUGGCAGUAUUAGAUGCUCCAAUUCCAAUGAAAGCUGGAAGGUGCUACAGAUUGUAGAUCUAGCUAAUAAUAACUUUGAUGGUACGCUACCUGGAGGAUUUUUUAUAAAAUUGCAGGCAAUGUUCGAUAACGUAAAUAACUCCUCUUCAAAAGUUAAUCACGUUCACCUUGAAGUUGAAUAUGAUUACGGAAUGUAUUAUCAAGAUUCAAUUACAGUUAACUUCAAAGGUCUAGAGAUACAGUUAGUGAAAAUCCUAAAUGUCUUCACUUCUAUUGAUUUGUCAUUCAACCAUUUUGUUGGACCAAUACCAGAGGAAGUAGGACAACUUGGAGCACUCUAUUUUCUCAACUUAUCCAACAAUGCUCUCACUGGCCAAAUCCCAUCUUCUAUUGGAAACAUGGGACAGCUGGAGUCAUUAGACCUUUCAAGUAACAAAUUGAACGGAUCAAUCCCAGUAUCCCUAGCAAACCUUAACUUCCUUGCAUUCUUGAACCUCUCAUAUAAUCAUCUGACCGGACCAAUUCCAUCCGGUAGUCAAAUUCAAACAUUUCCAGCAAAAUCUUUCAUUGGAAAUAGAGGACUGUGGGGAUGCCCUCUGACAGAUAAAUGCGGCAAGGGAGUGAUUUCACAAAACACAACAAACAAGAAUGGUUCAAAAUCUGGAAAUGAGAUUGAUUGGAAUCUCAUAAGUGCUGAAAUUGGAUUAAUUGUUGGCUUUGGAGUUGUGAUUGUACCGCUUGUCUUUUGCAAGAGAUGGAGGAAAAGAUAUUUUGAGCGCAUUGAUGACGUUGGUGCUAGACUUUUUCCUAAGCUGUAUCAAACCAGUGUCACUAAGAAUAGAAGAAGACGCCCAUGAUGAUUUUUAUAGAAAGAUCUAUCUCAAUAUGCUUUGAUCUCGCAUGGAAGACCGGAUUGGCUGCAAGAGAAGCUGCCCCUUGGUUGUCGACCCAAAUUAUGGGAGGUGCUGGAAGAGGAAUAUGCAGCUCAGAGAGAAUAGAAGCUACCCACUUCACUUCAGUUGUUGUAUUGGCCAGAGAUCUAAAUUCACUUUCGGUACUCGAUCGAACCACAACUUAUUAUUUAUUGGUUGACCAGGAUAUAAGAUUUUCUCCCAAUAAGAUGGCAUAGCCCCCUGUUGAUCUUCGGUCAUCAAUGCAACUUGCUCAGUCUACAUCCGAAUAGACUUCAAGACUAAGAUGUAGAGUUGGUUUCAAUAGUAGUCCAUCAUGAAUAGUUCCUUUAAUAUAUUGUAAGAGUCUCUUACAUGCUUCCCAAUGUAUUGAUGUAGGAGCAUGUAUGAAUUGGCUAAACUUAUUAACAAUAAAAACAAUAUUUGUCCAAGUUAAUGUAAGAUAUUGGAGAGCACCAAGAGUACUCUUGUGCAAGGUUUGAUCACUAAAAGGUUCUCCAUGUUGUAUGGAAAGAACAUGACAAAAGCUAGUAGGACUUGGGGCUGCUUUUGCACCCUCCAUGUGCAACUUUGACAGCAAGUCUGCA
This is a messenger RNA of Humulus lupulus (European hop), 3949 nucleotides long. Its product is annotated as receptor-like protein 7. Bases 141 to 3308 code for a protein of 1055 amino acids. Lineage: Eukaryota; Viridiplantae; Streptophyta; Magnoliopsida; Rosales; Cannabaceae. The record is from RefSeq and is a predicted model, not a curated record. The transcript is spliced from 2 exons. Gene Ontology annotation, molecular function: protein binding.